This is a messenger RNA of Spinacia oleracea (spinach), 1212 nucleotides long. RefSeq names its product gamma-interferon-responsive lysosomal thiol protein-like. The record is from RefSeq and is a predicted model, not a curated record. Gene Ontology annotation, molecular function: oxidoreductase activity, acting on a sulfur group of donors, disulfide as acceptor. The transcript is spliced from 5 exons. Lineage: Eukaryota; Viridiplantae; Streptophyta; Magnoliopsida; Caryophyllales; Amaranthaceae. The coding region runs from base 103 to 861 and encodes 252 amino acids.
CUACUCCUACAACAUCCACAUAUCAAUAUAUAAAUGUACCAUUUUUAGCAAGUAGACCUCCAAACUUUACAAAAUCCUCUGUUUCUUGUUUUGGCUGCAAAAAUGGGUUUAAUUCUGAGGCGAUGUUUAACUCUUCUAGCAUACUUAGCCAUGAUCCAAGUAUGCUUCGGAAGUUUGAAUUCAGCAGGGAAAGUGCAGUUAGAUUUUUACUAUGAGAGCUUGUGUCCUUACUGUGCCAAAUUUAUCAUCAACGAGCUUCCUAUCAUCUUCCAGAACGGGUUGAUUGACAUCGUUGAUCUUCGCCUUUUUCCUUGGGGAAACGCUAGGCUCACUUCCAACAACUCCUUUACUUGCCAGCAUGGCCCAACUGAAUGCUUAUUCAAUUCUAUUGAAGCUUGUGCAAUUGAUACCUGGCCUAAUCUGGAUAAACACUUCCCGUUUAUUAGCUGUGUUGAGAACCAAGUUUCUGAAGGCAAUUACACCCAGUGGAAAACUUGUUUCAAGGAAUUGGGUUUGAAUCCAAAAGCUGUUACAAGUUGUUACAAAGGUGAAUAUGGCAAAAAGCUUCAGCUAAAAUAUGGAGCACUAACUGCAGCACUCGAACCUCCUCAUCAAUAUGUUCCCUGGGUAGUUGUGGAUGGAGAACCUCUUCUUGAGGAUUAUGAAAACUUUGUAAGUUACAUAUGUAAAGCAUACCAAGGAACUCCACCUAGUGCGUGCAAGAAAGAAUCCUUUGAAAGUGUUUCGAGAAAGAGGACUGCUCAUGUGGCCCGUGUCUGCUACACAGAACAGACUGCAAAGGCGCAAUUCCUAGUGAACCUUUGGUCUUCCAUAACAUCAUGGCUGGAUCAUAUGAUAUAAACUCACGGAUGAUGAUAAAGGUCGCAAGUUGCGACAACAUUUAGUUGCCGCAAUCUUACGUGUCGGAGUUUAACUAGUACAUAUAUGCGUCACGUAGGCUAUGUGUCAUCAGAAUAAUUUUACUAUCAAUGUAAUAUUUUACUAUGAAAAUAUAUAAAUAAGGUAGUCGAUAUAAAGAAAGAAACAAAUUAGAAUAUUCAGAUUUUACUACCUUUUUAUUAAACAUGUAUAAUAGGUUAUAUAAGUUAAAUAUUUUAAUUUCUAAUUUAAAUCAUGACACAUAAGCAUGUCAUAUCAUCAUUGUGACACGGCUUAAAGGUCGCAUGUUGCGACCUUUAUCAUUUUCGUAAA